This is a messenger RNA of Schistosoma turkestanicum, 2757 nucleotides long. Lineage: Eukaryota; Metazoa; Platyhelminthes; Trematoda; Strigeidida; Schistosomatidae. The record is from the annotation of a GenBank genome assembly.
CUUUCUUUGAAAUAAUCGAAUGUACUAAUGCUUCGGCUAACGAGCUUUUAGUAGAAAUACAGACGCCGAUGACAGUUAGUCAAUCAAAAUGAUUCAAGUUACUUGUAGCAGCUUUUGAACAGACUAGCCAGUCUAUUCUCGUCCAGUCAUUAUUUACACGUUAUUCAACUUUGUAAGUUAUUCGCUCUCUACAUCGACUGUAUUUCAUUCAGUGAGUGAGUGCACUGCUAACUUCUUUUUCGACUUAUCAACUAAAUUCAGACUGUCAAUGAACAAUGAACAAUUCGCCUUCUUUACUUUGCUUCUACUUCCUAAUUCUUAUUUCUGUUCGCUUAUUCAUUUACAAUAAUCAAUCACCAAUCAAACCGCAUUGAGAUUACAAUAUUUACUGUCGCGCAGACGGCCUUCGCCUGAGAUUGAUAUAAGGAAAUUAGAAAUUGUUCCUACAAAUCGUAGUCAGAACCCAAGCCACUCAACCGUUUAAACUAAAUGAGAAGCUUGGGUUUUAUCAAAUAUUUCGAUACUGCAGUGUUAUUUUUGAUUUGGUUUCCGAUUCUCAAUAAAAAAGAAGUUCUUGAUUCGUGUUAAUAACAUCUGCUGACUAAGUUGUGAUUAUUGCGUAGGUGUUUGUAUUGUCAUCAGGAUUAUUGUUACAUACACUAUGAAAAUGUGAUUAGCCGCUUCAAAUUUAGUUUGUAACUAUUUGUUUUCAAUUAGCAAAUCGAUGUCGCCUUAUCUUUCUCACUUACAAAGGACCAAUCCGUAGUGUUUAUCGAUGGUAUAAAACCAAAUGAAAGAAAGAAUAGGUUCAUAGAAAAUGUUUUUUCCAAUAUUUGUUUUAGUAGGCGUAGCUUCAGCAAUAAAUUCUUGGUUCCUUUUAAGUGGUAUGUUAUAAACUUGUUUAAUGUCGAACUUUUACUUCGAAUAAAAGGUUGAAGUUAGUGUAUCGUAGUUGAAUGCCAACUUCCGAAUUCGUAGUCUCUAUAAUGAAGGCUUGCUGUUCCAUUAAAAAUUCUCUUACUUAAGAAUGAAUUAUUAAGCAAUACAUUCACGGAUUUUGAUUUAAAAAAUAAUAUCAAAAUUAAAAGCCAAUAUUGAAGCGAACAAAUUUUUGUAUGGUAUUUUCGCAAACGAUAAAGUUUGUAUUGAUUUAACGUAGUCGUAUACUAUAUCGUAAAUAAUCAUUGAUAUUACGGAAUACAACAACAAAUGUGAAAAUGUUUUACAUUAUAAAAUCGUUCGAUUUUAAAUGAAGUCAAGUUGCGUGUUUUAAUCAUCAUGACCGUUUGCUAGGUCAAUAUAUCAUAUUCAUCUUACUUAAAGAUUAUGACUUGAAGAAAAAAGAUGUUAAUGAACGUAUGUCCAAUGAAAUAAGUAAGUUGUGUUGUAAGUUAUUUGAAAUUUAUCAUGUGUGAACUAUUAAGGUUUUAUUGAUCAUACAUAAAACAGGUGGAAAUAAAUAUUAGAUUGAAUAAUUUGUUGAAAAUUAUAUUUACAGCUUUCAUUGAAAUGCAGUUUAUCAACAGAUAUUUGUUUCACUGAAUAAUAUGUUGAUGUCAAUAUAUCGCCUCUAGCAGUAUGGUUUAAAACAUACUGAUCAUAGAUGUAUCAAGUAGAAUGUUUGUUUAUGAAAUAAAUUGAAUAACGCAAAUUUUUACUGAUUAAAAAUCUAGCGAAAAUGAAGUAUUAUACCGAACAAUACCAUAAGUCUGUGAAAUAUGUGAAAGACUACUCUGGUAAUUUCAUUACAUUGUAAUAUUUGAUUGAAGUAAAAUGUUAUUUACUGGUAAAGCGAUAAUACAUUUUAAACACUUGUUGAAAAAAAUAUCCGUAGACGAAGUGUAGUCGCCAUAAAAUUCAUUUGCAUCACUGAUACUGUAAAUAGGUUUGUGUGUCUAUGAUUGUCGAAUGAUUGACAGCAAGUAGGUGAUAUUUUGAAAAGCAAUAGAUAUAUCUUACAUGGAGACUUGACAGUUCGAUUUUUAUACAUUUUCACUUUUAUUGAAUCAACAAAUAAUUGGUUGAAAACAUCGUUUGUCUAUUGGAUUGUUUAAGGCAAGCAGCUUUACUUUAAUCCACCAGACUGUUGUGCAUUUCAAGUGAUUCACACCUAAAAGUUAUCGUGUCUUGUUUUUUUUCACUAUCCGACUGUUAGAAAGAUAUUUGGUUAGAUUGUUGGAAUGUAUUUGAAACGCCAACGUAAAAAUCGAACCAUCGGCUACAUUCUUAUAAGCGAUUGUAGAAAUACUUAAGAAUACACAACAAUUCUAAUCAAUUAUUUUUAUUGGCCAUUUUUGUGCAGGUAGAGUGAAUAAUCAUUUAGGUGACGAUAAUAGAACACGUCUUGUUGAAUAUAUGGAGUGUAAAAAUAAACAAAUGGAAGCCGAAUUCGGAAUAGAAAAUAUUCAAAUUUUAGCACUUAUAAUACUGGAAUCAUUUUUAUACACGAAACAGAAAGCGAUUGCCAACAUCAAUCUUCACCAUGCCACUUUUCUGAUACUGAACGAUAUGUAUAAUGAAAUCUACAAUAUGCGUAAGAACAAUAGUGGCUCAUUUGUUAAUUAAAACUCACAACUCGCCAAUUGAAAUUGUCGAAGAAAGUAGACAUUCGCAAUAAUGUCAAUAGACAAUAGUAUUCUUCGUCAAUUUAAAGAAACAGCAUUUCAUUUUGUUCAAGGAAUACUUGAAUAAUUAUUGAAAUACAAACACUUUAUGUUCGUUAAAACAAUUUAUAUAUGAAUAAAAGGUUAUUUGCUA